Molecule: messenger RNA, 2270 nt
Organism: Pogonomyrmex barbatus (red harvester ant)
Lineage: Eukaryota; Metazoa; Arthropoda; Insecta; Hymenoptera; Formicidae
Product: mitochondrial import inner membrane translocase subunit TIM44
Biological process (GO): protein import into mitochondrial matrix
Cellular component (GO): mitochondrial inner membrane
Molecular function (GO): protein-folding chaperone binding
Source: RefSeq, a predicted model, not a curated record
CGUUCAACUCGGAAAUUCGCACACGAGUCUCUGAAAUCCUCUCUCUUCAACAAAGCGAACGGUUCCUUUCUUGUAUUCUUUCUCUCCUUCUCCUUCGCUCUAAUCUUUUCUAUCUGUUAUACCGCCACGCGCACCAUCUUCUUAUAUGUUCUGUUCUACAUAAAAGGAGAGCAGUACGGACAAUCCAACUGGAAGCUCUAACCUAACUUUCAAGGUAAUUUAUCAUUUCCGAUAGAGUGCAACGCGAUCGCCUGUUUCGUCAGCAUCAGCAUAUUCACGAGGACUUUUCGUUAAGGACAAAUCUUUUGUAAAAUGUUUCAGAACGUCGCAACUUGUAGAGCAAAUCUAAAAGGAGCUACGAGAUUGGUGCGACCAACAAGAAACUUAAGAAAUGGCUCAAGAGAACGUAUUCUGUCGCCUAUGCUUCCACCAACAUCGGUGGAAUUGCUCGGUGCACAAAUACAAUCGAUUCGACUGUAUUCAAAUCCAUCACGACGGCCAAGCUUUUUGUCUCAAUUUGUCGAGAAUAUCAAACAAGAGAUGCAAAAAAAUAAAGAAAUGAAAGAGUCGUUAAAAAAGUUUAGGGAAGAAGCUCAAAAAUUGGAGCAAUCAGAGGCACUGCGAACAGCACGACAAAAGUUUCAGGCUGUCGAAUCUGAAGCCAGCAAAGGUUCAGAAGUAAUUAAGGAAAAAUUCGAUACACUUAAAGAAAAGAUGCAAGAAGUCAUUGAGGAGGCGAGUAAGUCUGAACUCGGGAAACGCGCCGGCCAGUUGGGCGAAGAGAUUACGAAAUCAGCCAAAGAUGCGGCAGAAACAAUUUCCGAGAAGAGCCAAGCACUUGGUAAGACAGGUGCAUUUCAAACAAUAUCGCAUACCGCAGAAGCUGUACGGAAUGAACUUGACCAACAUGGAAUUCUAGGCAAAGUUUACGUCCCACCUAAGAAAUUAAGAAAGAGAAAUGAAGUGCCAAUAGAACCUAGAGAAAUUAUGCCUGAUGAGAAAGCGACAGGUGUAGAAGUGCACAAAGACUAUGUAUUUUCCAAUGCCUGGCAAAAAUUUAAGGAUAAUAAUCCAUACGUGAAUAAAGUAAUGGAUUGGAAGAUGAAAUACGAUGAAUCGGAUAAUGCCAUACUACGCGCUUCCAGAUUGCUUACAGAUAAAGUUUCGGAUAUUAUAGGCGGACUAUUUCAAAAGACUGAAUUAUCAGAGACACUUACAGAAAUCUGUAACCUGGAUCCUACUUUUAGUAAAAUACAAUUCUUGAAAGAUUGUGAGACCGACUUUAUCCCGAAUAUUCUUGAGGCGAUGGUCAAAGGUGAUCUCGAAAUUCUAAGAGAUUGGUGUCAUGAGGGACCUUACAACAUAAUCGCACAGCCACAUAAGGAAAUAAAAAAGUUAGGUCAUUAUUCAGAUAGUAAAAUUCUAGAUAUUGACAAUGUGGAUCUAGUAAUGGGCAAGAUGAUGGAACAGGGACCGGUCUUAAUAAUUAGUUUUCAAUCUCAACAAAUCAUGUGUGUGAAAAACUCAAAGAACGAGGUGGUUGAAGGAGAUCCCCAAAAAGUAAUGCGUGUCAAUUAUGUCUGGGUAUUGUGUCGUGAUCGAACGGAACUCAAUCCUAAGGCUGCGUGGCGUUUGCUCGACCUUAGUGCCACUAGUUCGGAACAAUUAGUAUAGUGCGUAAGUGAACAGCAUAAACUGGAUUAUUUGAAAGUUUGUACAGUGGAAUUACCGCGUAGUAUGUGAUAUCAUUCUGUACAUUGUCAUUAUAAUUUACAUUAAAAAUAAGUGACCGUGACAAGAAUUCCUUAAUGACCGUAUUAAUCGUUGAUCUAACGUACAUAGUGCACAGCGUAUUUUCUAUAAAUAAAAACAUUUAUUUAUGUAGACAAGAUCUUAACAACGUGAUAUUUGUAAAUUUUAAUUCUGCGUAAAUACAUACACGUUGCUAAGUUAUCACUUUCAAAAUAAUAUAUUUGUAAAUGCAUCGGUAUCAUAUUGUCUAAUAUAAUCAACAAUCGCAUAUUUGCUAUUUAAAAUAGAUUAUAAUUAAGAUAAUGUACAUUCAUCAUCCUUAUAACGAGUAAUAAUUAUUAUAAUUGCGUUUUAUUUAAUAACGUUAUAUAUUUUACUUAACAAAAUUUUCUUGUUCUUUUAUAUACAUUCUGAAAAAACCAAGAUGAUUUUUCAAAGAGAAAUUAUUUGAUAUUUUUCUGAUAUAAAAAGGGAUAAAUAUGAAGGCCUAGACACAGUAAAAGAAACAAAAAAAAAAA